Magnolia sinica is the source of this 540-nucleotide messenger RNA. RefSeq names its product pre-mRNA-splicing factor sap145-like. Gene Ontology annotation, cellular component: catalytic step 2 spliceosome; U2-type spliceosomal complex; U2 snRNP. Gene Ontology annotation, biological process: mRNA splicing, via spliceosome. The transcript has 5 exons. The record is from RefSeq and is a predicted model, not a curated record. NCBI's taxonomy places the organism in Eukaryota, Viridiplantae, Streptophyta, Magnoliopsida, Magnoliales, Magnoliaceae. The coding region runs from base 16 to 525 and encodes 169 amino acids.
CCUAAUAGAAAGAACAUGUGGAAGCUUUUCUACGGGUGGUGGCAUGUGCUCAUUUCCAAUAUAUUAACUGUGAAGCUUAGGGAGAUGAAGCCAGGUGUCUUGUCACAGGAACUAAAAGAAGCUCUUGGUAUGCCAGAUGGUGCCCCUCCUCCCUGGCUUAUCAACAUGCAGAGAUAUGGUCCUCCACCUUCUUAUCCGCAUCUCAAAAUUGCUGGCUUGAAUGCUCCGAUCCCUCCUGGAGCUAGCUUUGGUUAUCAUCCUGGAGGCUGGGGUAAACCUCCUGUUGAUGAAUAUGGGCGUCCUUUAUACGGAGAUGUUUUUGGUGUCCAACAACAUGGACAACUCAACUAUGGGGAAGAGCCUGUUGAUAGGAGCAAGCAUUGGGGUGAUUUGGAGGAAGAAGAGGAGGAAGAAGAGGAAGAGGAAGAACAGAUGGAGGAAGAGGAAUUGGAGGCAGGCAUUCAAUCUGUGGACAGUCUUUUGAGGUGUGUACCCAUCCCAUGUGCAACUGUUCUAUUUAUAUAACACUCUUAGUACUGA